AUGAAUAUUCAUUCAAAUAUUUCAAAAUUCGCAUUCAUCCUUGGAAAAUGGUCAGGUAAAGGAGAAGGCAUAUAUCCAACAAUUCAAUCAUUUAAAUAUACAGAAGAAAUGGAGUUUACAACCAAUGGUAAACCAUUUAUUGCAUAUCAACAAAAAACUUGGAAUGAUCAAGGUUCACCUCUUCAUUGUGAAAGUGGAUAUUUAAGAUUCCCACCUAAUGGUUCAAUUGAAUGGGUUAUUUCAGAACCAACAGGAGUUACAGAAAUUUACGAAGGUAGAGUCGAAAAUAGUGAUAAUGGUGAUACAAUUAAAAUUUGUUUUAAAUUAACUAAUAUCCAAAGAACUCCAACUGCUAAAGCACCACAUACAACAAAUGUUCAUAGAAAUUUAGUUUAUAAUUCUAAAAACAAUACUUUAUCAUACUAUUUAGAUAUGGCAACAGAAAAAACAGUAGAGCUAACCCGUCAUCUCGAAGCUCAUUUUGAAAAAAAGAAUUAA
Messenger RNA from Dictyostelium purpureum, 498 nucleotides. RefSeq lists its product as uncharacterized. The coding region runs from base 1 to 498 and encodes 165 amino acids. NCBI's taxonomy places the organism in Eukaryota, Evosea, Eumycetozoa, Dictyosteliales, Dictyosteliaceae. The transcript is spliced from 3 exons. The record is from RefSeq and is a predicted model, not a curated record.